Camelus dromedarius (Arabian camel) is the source of this 355-nucleotide messenger RNA. RefSeq names its product large ribosomal subunit protein eL33-like. The annotation marks the transcript as partial. Gene Ontology annotation, biological process: ribosomal large subunit biogenesis; cytoplasmic translation. The record is from RefSeq and is a predicted model, not a curated record. Gene Ontology annotation, cellular component: ribosome; cytosolic large ribosomal subunit. The transcript has a single exon. Gene Ontology annotation, molecular function: structural constituent of ribosome. NCBI's taxonomy places the organism in Eukaryota, Metazoa, Chordata, Mammalia, Artiodactyla, Camelidae.
AACAAUGUGUCUGGGAGGCCGUGGUCCAAGGCCAGUUUUGCUGACAAUAAGCAGAGUGUCCAGAACCAGAGGGAACACACAGCUCUUCUCAAAACUGAAGAUGUUUAUGCUCAAGAUGAAACUGAAUUUUGCCUAGGCAAGAGAUGUGCUUACGUGUACAAAGCAAAGACUAACACAAUAACUCCUGGUGGAAAACCGAACAAAACCCGGGUAAUCUGGAGGAAGGUAACCCGCACUCCUGGAAACAGUGGCAUGGUUUGUGCCAAAUUCCGAAGCAACCUUCCUGCUGAGGCCAUUGGACACAGAAUCCAGGUGAUGCUGUACCCCUUGAGGAUUUAAACGUAUUGAAAGGUGA